Triplophysa rosa is the source of this 7461-nucleotide messenger RNA. It is a transcript of the gene furinb, whose product is annotated as furin (paired basic amino acid cleaving enzyme) b. Lineage: Eukaryota; Metazoa; Chordata; Actinopteri; Cypriniformes; Nemacheilidae. The transcript is spliced from 16 exons. Gene Ontology annotation, biological process: peptide hormone processing. The record is from RefSeq and is a predicted model, not a curated record. Gene Ontology annotation, molecular function: serine-type endopeptidase activity. Gene Ontology annotation, cellular component: trans-Golgi network; Golgi membrane. The coding region runs from base 1263 to 3746 and encodes 827 amino acids.
AUAAUCUUGAUUUAUCUUGUAUUUUAUAUUAAAUGUUUGCUUCCUUUUCUAAAUUUAAUUGAAAGUGCAAUGUAACUACGGCAUUUAUGUUUAUUUGCUCUUCAAAGGCUUUUUCUAUGGUGCCGCAGAGACAAAAUAAGGUGUAGAGCUGGGUCAGCGAAGAGGAAACCGUCAAGGAAAUUCUGCCUUAGCAAUUCUACCUGGAUUCGUAGUGCAAACAUUGACAAAACGAUUGAUUUUAUUUUACGUCUGUCUACAAAUCAAAAACGGUAGAGAUUUUAAUGGCCCUAUUUCUAUCCACAGAACAAGAUCUGACCCUGUUAUCUGAAUAACUGCUUUAAUGAUGCUGCUGUCCUUGGUCCUGAAUAUGAUGCUGAUCUCAGACCUUUGAUGUUUUCUAAUGUACAUUCUUUUACAACAAUAAUUAGAUAAAUCUCAUAUUUAACAUAUUUCUAGUAUGGAGACGGAAACUAGUUUAGAUUUGCACCUAUAUCUUGUAAACGUGAUCUGCACAGAAAUGCUAAACGACUGUACACCUUUAUGUUUUACUAAGUCAAUACGAGAAGAGGUGAAUUUAACGUUGAUGGCUUAAAUCCUGCAGAUGGAGCCCGUGAAUCACAGACCGCAAACAGGUUCAUAACAUGACGUACUUCCUGGGAAUUGUAGGCCAUUUGUAAUUGCCCCGGAUUUGUGCACGGGUGUAUUACGGAGCCCGUUAUUCCGACGAACAAUAAACAAACAAACGCUACAGAUGAAACGUUACAUCACAUGCGGCUAUUUAAUGGCUUACAUUAAUCGCAGCUUUGAUUUACUACGUGCAUCUUUCAGGCAUACAGACAAAAGAAUAAUAAAUAAUUAAAACGGAGGACUACAGGAAGACGCGUGCUGCUGAAAGUUUCAUCGAUCUGCGCGCUCUCUCUGCGCGUGAUGCUGAGUGAGUUCAGGGGGUCUCGCGUAACACAGGCAGCGGCGCGAGCGCUCCGUUAACGGUUUCUUUGCCUUCACAACGGCUGCACUUUACUUUUCCGCGAUGAGGGGAGUUCAAACCGGAGCCGAAAGCUGAAAUGUAAACCCGCUUACCGGAAUUCUGUCUGUGUGAAGCGGAAUGACAGUUCGGUGUGGUAUGCCGUUACUCGAGGAGGGGUCAACGGUCUCAUGUCUGAGGUCAUCAAAGUUCUGAAUUCACGACGUAGACCACAGAUGCGUUAGAAAGCCAGGCAAUCCAGAAAACCAGAGGGCUCUGAGCCUAAGCACUCCUGUUCAUGGAGGGCCGCCGGACCCUGCUGCUGCUGCUGGGGGCGUUUCUGGUCCUCAGGAAAGCUGAGGUCCACGCGACUGCUGACCAAGGCAUCUACACCAACACGUGGGCCAUCCACAUCGAAGGGGGAGCUGAGGAGGCAGAAAGAAUCGCACGCAAACACGGUUUCAUCAGUCACGGAAGGGUGUUCGGGGACUACUAUCAUUUCCAGCACAGGGGUGUGGUGAAGAGAUCUUUGUUCGGCCAUCGCGGAGUUCACGUCCGACUACACACCGAUCCACAGGUGAUUUGGGCCGAGCAGCAGAUUGCCAAGCGACGACACAAGAGAGACAUUCAUAUCGAACCCACAGAUCCGAAAUUCCCUCAGCAGUGGUACCUGCUCAAUCCCAGUCGUGGAGACCUGAAUGUGAGGGAGGCGUGGGCUCAGGGAUUUACAGGAAGAGGAGUGGUCGUGACCAUUCUGGAUGACGGCAUCGAGAAAGAUCACCCCGAUCUCGCCACAAACUACGAUCCAGAUGCCAGUUAUGAUGUGAAUGACAGAGAUCCAGACCCUCAGCCCAGAUACACACAGCUGAAUGACAACAGGCACGGGACCCGUUGCGCCGGAGAGGUCGCGGCUGCGGCAAACAAUGGAGUCUGCGGAGUGGGCGUGGCCCACGAUGCCAAAAUCGGAGGUGUGCGGAUGUUGGACGGAGAGGUAACAGAUGUUGUAGAGGCUCAGUCUCUAAGCCUGAAUUCCCAGCACAUCCACAUUUACAGCGCCAGCUGGGGCCCCGAGGAUGAUGGGAAGACGGUGGACGGCCCUGCCAAGCUGGCCAAAGAAGCGUUCCUGCAGGGGGUCACCGAGGGUCGAGGCGGGUUGGGCUCCAUCUUUGUGUGGGCAUCAGGUAACGGAGGCCGUGAGAGAGACAGCUGCAACUGCGACGGAUACACCAACAGCAUCUACACACUCUCCAUUAGCAGCACCACGCAGUACGGUAACGUACCGUGGUACAGCGAGGCCUGUUCCUCCACUCUCGCCACCACCUACAGCAGUGGAAACCUCAACGAGAAACAGAUUGUGACGACAGACCUCAGGAAGAAGUGUACGGACUCACACACGGGCACGUCCGCAUCCGCUCCCCUGGCUGCCGGAAUCAUCGCUCUCGCUCUGGAGGCCAACAUGAACCUGACCUGGAGAGAUAUGCAGCAUCUGGUUGUGAGAACUUCGCGUCCCGCCCACCUGAUAACUAAUGACUGGAGGACCAAUGGUGUGGGGCGAUUAGUGAGCCAUUCUUACGGCUAUGGUCUGCUGGAUGCCAGCGCCAUGGUCACAUUGGCCCAAAACUGGAGCAGCGUGGGGCCGCAGCACAAAUGUGUCAUUGAUAUGCUUACUGAGCCCAGGGAUAUCAGAAACCAGCUGAUCUUUAGUAAAUCUGUAGAAGCCUGCUCUGGACAGCAGGACUUUGUGAGCUCUCUGGAACACGUGCAGGCAAGACUCACGCUGUCUUAUAACCACAGGGGGAACCUGGCAGUUCACCUUAUCAGCCCACUCGGGACUCGUUCCACGCUGCUGGCUCCACGGCCUCAGGACAACUCAGCCGAAGGCUUUAAUGACUGGGCGUUCAUGACCACACACUCCUGGGACGAGGACCCUCGGGGAGAAUGGACACUGGAGAUUGAGAACGUCGCUGGACUUAAUGAUUACGGAGUUCUGUCUCAGUUCACGCUCAUUCUGUACGGGACCGGCUCCAGCGCCACAGAUCCGUACAUUGUAGACUACACCCGACCCUCAAACAACAGCUGCAAAACGUUUGAUACACAGCAGAUCUGCAUCGAAUGCAGCACGGGCUUCUCGCUUUUCCUGCAAGGCUGCGUGAAGUCCUGCCCUCCCGGCUUCAGCUCCGGGCCGCAGGUCCUCAACUUGUCUUUGGACAACUGGGUGGAGCACUCCACCGUGCAGGCCUGCCUCCCCUGUCACCCGGCCUGCCUGACGUGCUCCGGGCCGGGAGAAAACGAAUGUCUUUCGUGCCCUCCGCACAGUCACCUGGCACUCACUUCCUGCUUGCACCAAAACCAGGUGCAGCGAAAAUCUCCCAGCAUCCCUGUGCUCCCGCACAGAAUAACCGGCGAGGGAGUACCAGGCUCGGAGGGGGCCUUACGGGAGCCCGGGGUGCCCUCGAAAUUGCCGGCGCUGGUGGCGGUGCUCAGCUGUGCCUUCAUCCUGGCUACUUUCGCAGCUGUUUUCGUGUUGCUGCAGCUGCACUCGGGAGCAGCCGGCGCCCCCUUUUUUAGGAGGACCAAAUUGCCAGUGGCGGACUCUGGUGGAGGGGGGAUACGAGUAGGGUUUGGCUUCGGACUCGGACGAGGGAAGGUAUCGUACCGGGGGAUCCCCACUGUGUGGGGGGACGACGAUGCAACAGGGGGGGUGAACUCCGAGUCGGACAGCGAAGAGCUGGAGUUUCACAGCGAAAAGACUGCUUUUAUACGGACUCAAAGUGCUCUUUAGCACCUCCUGUUGGUGUGGAGCUUUUUAUACAUCUGUCUUCCUUAUACUGGGAUGCAGAACUAAUUGCAGAGCCAGUGGGAGUGUGCUGUGCGUGCGUGCGUGAGAGACCAUCACCAUACAUGAGCUAUUCAAGUUCAUCAACGCUAAUUUGACUUUAAUAUCUGAUUAAACGCAGGACAGCUACGCUCAAUGAUUCCUUUUAUUUUGACUCGUGCUUGUAUCAGUGGUCUCAGUUUUAAACCACUAAACAACGUCAAUGAGAUCAGAUGUGCGUAUAUGUUUGUGUGUGUGCGUAGAUGUGCUUGUGCGUGUGCCGGGUUUGUGCAAACCCAACCUUUUACUUCGUAACAUGAAUAAGGGCUGAAAAUUGUUCCAGUCAACUUUUAUUAAAAUGUUUCAGACUGUUUUAUGCACAAAACUUUUUUGCACAAAAGUCCUAUAGCACACUGCCAUUGCAUCACUCGCCAUUCAUCCUAUAAACCCUGGCGAUAAAGUCAACGUACAGCUCUCUGUGCUAGGCAGCGUUCAGCUUCGGGACAUAACCAGCGAUUCAAUCAGGGAUGAUUUAACCGUGCAUAAAUUUAAACGACUGCAAUGACGGCAAAAAAGAGAAUCAUAGCGGCACGGAAGGAGAUAACAUAACGCAGACUUCAGUCUGCCGAGAGCCCCCGGCACGGAUUUGAAGUGGCAGGGAUCGGUCAAAAUAUUGAGCUGAGAGAUCACCUUAUCUGUCUAUCAAGCUAGAUAGAGCAGUGUCUUAGUUUACAGACCGCCCACAGUAUACUGCACACAAUGCUGGAAAAUAGAUGUUUAAUCCAGUAAGCAGUAAUGUGAUAUCUGGUAAUAGUGUGUUCUAUCUUAUUUAAUGAUGAGUCCUCGAUUAGAAUUCCUUUGAUUUUGAUUUAAUGCAUUGGUUAUUCAAAAUGAUAGUUCACCCAAUAAAUAAAAAUUCUGUCAUCAUUUACUCGCCCUCAUGUCAUUUCAAACUUUUAUGACUUUCUUUCUUCUGCAGAACACAAAAGAAGAUAUUCUGAAGAAUGUUGUUAAGCGGCACACAUUCACCUCUAUUGUAUGAACACAAAACCAACGCAAGUGAAUGGGUGCCGGCAGCCAACAUUCUUCAAAAUAUCUUCUUUUGUGUUCUGCGGAAGGAUGAGUAAAAAAUAACAGAAUUUUCAUUUAUUGGGUGAACUAUCACUAGCUAUUUCAGACCGCAGUCAUGACGCAGAUUUAUAAUUGAGACUUUUAAGAUUCACAGUUAGUUCAUUUUGGUUUGUCUGUUCUGGUUUUAAUGAAUUUGUUCCCUCACACAUUUCCCCGCUGAUGUUUUCAUAAUGAGUUUUCAAUAUUAGUGUUGGAAGUAAAAAACAGUCUUUGGUCCUCAGGACGUUCUAUUGAUUUUUAGGACUCAUUUGACUCUACUUCUUUUGCUAGCACAAAAUAGCUCUCAGGAAGAAAUAUGUCAUUUGUUUCCAAAAAGGUCAUCGCCAGCCCUGAGAUGUGAAAUCGGCCCCUGUUUGUUAAGCUGUAGUUCAACUCAUGAUUCACCCUAAAGGAAUACUUCGCCCCAUAAAUCAAAACGUUGUCAUUUAUUCAUCCUCAUGUGGUUCAUAACCUGUAUGUGACUCUUUCUUCUGUAGAACACAAAAGAAGAUAUUUUGAGAAAUGUCUCUGUGGUUUUGUGUCCAUACAGUGGAAGUCAAUGGGACCCAGUUUUGUUUGGUUACUAGGAAUGUAACAAUAUCAAAAUCUCACUGUACGAUAAUACCUCGGUAGAAAGUCCGUGGUAUGAUAUUUAUUGCAAUAUUUAAAAUGACAGUGAUGACUUGGAAAAGUGCCAUAAGCAUCCUCUUUCUUUAUCCUCUAAUCAUAACCGUUGCUUAGAGGUAUGAGUUACUGUAUAGUAUGAGAUGGGUCAAAUGACCUAAAAAUCCCUUUUAUAAAAUAAAAUAAUUGCACCAGAUGGACCUUGACAAAGGUAACAUCUUUUAUUUUUUCUAACAUUCUCUAUUUCAGGCCCGGAAGACGUAUCGUUUCAUACAGUCGUUUUGCCAUUGCGAUAACACAAUAGGUGACAUGUUACCAACAUUCUUCAAAAUAGCUUCUUUGGUGUUCGUCAAAAGAACAAAGUCGUACAGCUUUGAAAUGACAUGAGGGUGAGUAAAUAAUGACAGAAUUUUCAUUUUGGGAUAUAAACUAUCCCCAACUUCAUGUACUCCAUACUACUGUGACGCAACAAUCCAUUUAACUCCGACAGUACAUGGUGAAUGAUAAACAAUAAACUAAAUUAAAUCAAAGUCUAAAACAAUUACCUUAUACUGUACUGUACCUGUAUGAUGUCAAUGAAGCAGCUGAAGAUGCAGGAGUGUAGAGUGGUAAGUGACAUUGACAGUAGUUAAAGUAGGUGAAGAUGAAGAUAUCAAGCGUGCGAAACAAACUUUGAAUAGAAAUGCCAACAACACGAUAAACGUCAAAAUGAUUUUGUUACCACAGCUUUCAGCAUCGCAUCAAGACAUUUGCCGUUUUUAUUAAACUGCUGUCAAUACUGCAGUAAUUGAGUCAAUUGCAAACAUCUGUUGCGUCUGUGUUUAUUCAAAAACAUUUAAAAGUACUUCAAUAUCCCUGUCGAUGCGAGACAGGUGAUGCUGUUAAAACGUUCCUAUCUCAGUAUCUUCUUGCUUGGGUUCCAUCCCAUAAUUGAAGUACAUUUGCUGUACGAUCACCCUAAAUGAAUAACCCACACAUUAUGCGCUUCGCUAAGUAAAGUGUGCAGUGGAUGAUCAUAAAUAUUUCAUGAGUACUUGAUACAAGGCCGAUCCUUAUGACAGUGGAGAAAAAAAGUGCACAUUCUUUUUUUCAUUCCAGAAGAGGGGGAGAGAUCCAGUUUAUGGAAAUGGCACGUUUAAAAAUGCUUUCCAUAAUUAGUUCAGCUGGGAGAAAUGGGAUAUCGUAUUCAAUGCCUGGAGCUUCUGCCUACUUGGCAUUAUAAGUGAGAUUGCUGCCGCCACAGCAAUACAUACAUACGUACAUACUAAUUGAGCAAUAAGACAGAAAGACGGAUGGUCCAGCUACUCGUGGGAGAGGUGUCGUGAUGAUUUCUCUCUUCAGUGUGCACUUCUAAGAGAAGAUUGAAAAUUAAUUUCCUUCAUGCUGGGUUUUUUUUUGUAGCUCUCUUGCAUUGAUUUGCCAUUCGGCCACUAAUGUAACAGAUGUGUCUUUGACUAAUAGUACAAGAGCCGGCGAUGUCGUCGGUUGUAUUUUUACCACACAAAAAAACGGCAUUAUCCUUCUCAGAUGUUCCACUAUAACUUAAUUGAUUUUGUCCGCCUUGUUAAUGGGCCGAACAAUUGGCGCGGAUCUUUAGUUCCUGAGAGACGAGAGGCUAUUUCUGUUCUCUGAAAUGAUUCUUUCAGGCUGAAUUCGCCGUGGCGUGAUGUAAGAGGUUUGUCAUCAUGCUUUUAGAGAAAGAAACUCAACGUGCCCGGAGAAAAAGUUCUGCUGACAUUCAGAACGAGUAGAUGAGGUCGGAUUGUUUGAGCUAAGACUUGGCUGACAUCCUAAGUAAAAUACUCAGACUUCACAUCUUUCAUAAGAGCAUUAUUACCUAGCGUGUUUACCCACCACUUCAAUGAGCAUAUCGGAUGAAUAGCUUUCGAGUUUGUCUUUGUUGUGUAAUAUCCUUUAUUCACUCAGUUCUCGAAUAAAAACAUUGGUU